Molecule: messenger RNA, 3716 nt
Organism: Eucalyptus grandis
Lineage: Eukaryota; Viridiplantae; Streptophyta; Magnoliopsida; Myrtales; Myrtaceae
Exons: 6
Coding region: 62-2815 (917 amino acids)
Molecular function (GO): protein binding
Source: RefSeq, a predicted model, not a curated record
CAAACUUUUCCCACCAUUUUUGAGAGAUUCCUCCAUCCUCUCUUUCUCCCGUGAGGAAUCCAUGGCAGCGGCGCCUCCUCCGGCACCGGAGAACCUAACCGGCGACGAAACUUCUUACGGCUCAACAGUAUUCUCCGACCAGGCCGAGGAUAUUCUUCGUGGCUCGUUCGACCCGGUGCCGCUGGAUCGCUCUCGCUCCUCUGCCCUGACGGUGUGCAGGAAGGCGGACGAAGCUGCUCAGGCCGGGAACUACCGCAAAGCGCUGCGGCUCAUCGAGGUAUGCUUCUCUCUCCCCGACGCCCAGCCUCACUUAGCUAGACUACAUCGCGUCCGUGGCAAGAUCAACGCCGCGAUCGCAAAGGCGGUGGCCGAUCCCGACAAGAAUCGGCCUUACUGUGCGGUCGCGGCGGAAUCCGCUCUUAGAGCUGUGACGCUACAGCCUUGCUCGGUGGAAUACUCGUAUUUUCGCGGCAAGUUGCUCUACGGUAUGGCGAAGGAGCCAAACGACUAUGCCGAAGUGAUCGCGGAGUGCGAGCGAGGACUGGCUAUCGAUGACCCUGUGGAUUCUCUAGAAGACGUUAUGGAUGGGAGCACGUUCAUGUCGGCAGGUUCUUUUGUCGAGCGUUGCCGGCGCCAGUUGAGGAAAUUAAUUUGGAAUUCACAUUUAGCGACAAUCAAGGAUCCUGAGGGUCUGAUUGGGAAGGCCAAUGAAGCGACUCAGACGGAAGAAGAGCGAGACGAGAGCGCUCGAACGGGGAUGGUUCAUUUAAUCUGUUCAUCGUCUGGGAGUGAGGCGAAAGAACUUGGAGAAAGGACGGAAUCUGAGGAAGUGGUUUGGAAUUUCUGGAAUUCGCUUAGUGAUAUUGAGAGGAAAGAACUGCUCAGGGUUAAAAUUUCGGAUGUCGUGAAUUACUUUGGGCCCACGGGGGCACCUUGGCUCAGGUAUCAUUUGCUGAUCGCUCUAAUAUGGACCAGGACUCAGGACGAAUCCUGGGAGUACUUCCUUUGUCCCUCACCCUCAGCACCAAGGCCACGCGUGUGCAGUUACUUUUUUGAUCCCGAACCUCUUAGGCAGCACGCUCUGCAAAAGCACGCGCCGCAAUUUGCAAAGUCAAAGAAGCCCGAUAGAAUCGAUGAUGAGAUGGCCGAGCUGAUCAUCAAGUCUUCCUGGAAGCCUCUGGACAGGGAGGCCACAUUGAAGGCUCUCGAAGAUCAAUUGGAACGCAAAGGUGAGGACCACCGCGUCCCUGCUGGAGCAUGCCUUUUGCCUACUCGCUGGAUCGUCUCCAAUGACUCCAAGCGCAGACAGAGCCUAGAAAAGAUCCACUGCACCUUUUUGAGACUGAUAACACUGGGUUGUCUCGCCGUUGGUCAUCUUGAUGAGCUUCUGAAAUUUGCUUUGAAUGAACUGCACCGGCUCCAGGUCCAGAAUAAUACUCUUUUGGAUUGUGGGAUGAAAGACCUCCCGGUGUGUCUCUGGUGCUUAGAAGAGACCCAGCUUCUGGAAAUCCUCAAAUUCUUGGAGCACAUAGAUUCUAGUUGCAGAGAAGAUUGUUGUACACAGAAGAUUGGCAGCUACUUGGAUGGUCUUAAAGACAUGCUCGAGAGGUUGGAAAUGAAGGAUCGGAUCCUUCUUGAUGAUGAUGGUGUUUAUUUUAUCCUCCACGAAGGUCUCCUGCUAGAUUUUCCAAACAAACAAGGAUGGAAAGAUUGGUACGAGAGAUUCCUAGAGAAACUGCAGGAAGGUCUGAAUGUCAUGGAGAUGCUUCGAAACGAAUGUCAUGGUCUGCAGAUCCUUUGUGACAGGAGAAGUGAGCUUUUACAUGAUAAAACGGCACUGGCUGCUCAAAUGCCCAAUCAUUCAGAGAUCAGCACUGUCGAUGCUCUUAUAUUGCAAAAAGAUGCUCAAAUAGAGAGACUCUCACAUAAGUUUACAGCCACGACUGCAGUUGAUUAUCAGACCCUGUUGAUCCCUCUAGUCAUCUCAUUUGUUCGAGCAAAACUCGAAUAUUGUGCCAUGAAAAAUGCUAUUAAGAAGUCUGGUACUGCAAUUGAAGUGGAUUUUAUGGACAUGAGGACUGAUGGGUUGCUAACAGUUAAGGUUUCAGAUUUCAAGGCUUAUUUUGGGUCUUUGAAAGUCGAUUUUUUCGAUGAGUUUAUAUCACGGUCUUUGGAGUACGCAGGGACUAAUGAGACAUGGAGUCUAUCUGUUUGCUGUAAAUGUCCAGAAAAGAUUUGGGAUUCAAACUCACAUUUGGAUAACCGCCAAAACGAAAGGGCUGGUUUGCCUCAAAUCAUUAAUCAUGAUUUGGCUGAGACUAUUAUUAACCACUGUUGGGAACCCUUGGACGUUUUAGCUGCACCAGAAAUUCUUAACCACAGUCCCCUGGAUGACCAAUAUCCAGCUUGUGUAAACCCUCCACCUCCUAUACAGUUGACUGAGGAUUCUCAGCUUAAAGAGCUCCUGAAGAAAAUCCACCAUAGAUUUGCGGAGUUGAUAAGGCAUGGCUAUAUUGCUGAGAGUCAUCUCAAUAGGGUUUCUUGGUUUGUAGUGGAUGAAUUAAAACGCACUUCUUCCGCUUCUCUGUUUCAGAACUGCUCACUAGAUCUCCUUCCCUCAUGCAUAUGCUUCUUAGGAGCGGCCCAGCUUCAGAAAGUCCUCAAUUACUUGGAUGAAAUAUCUCAUCAUUGUGGUUUGGGCAUAGUUUCAGACAAAAGCUGUACAACCUUGGAGGAAGUGAGCAGCAUCUAUAAAUGCAUGGCAGGUGAGAAGGUGAUUGUUCUUAGCAGAGAUGCAUCUUGUUUACUUCUGUGAGGACAAGUGCCACCAAGCAAAUCAAACUCUGCAUGUCAGGAUGCUUCCAGUAAUGUCUUCUUUGAUAGGGAAACCCCUUGUGCUGAUAUCAUCUCAUGGAUAUUUUUAGAUUCCUCCAACUGGGAACAUUAUAAUGAGCAUAAGGACAGAAUCUGUCAAAGUACGGGAAUAAUUGAGAUGCUUCAGAAGGAGCACAAUGACAUCCAUUGCCUUUGUGACAGGAGAUUUGAUCUUUUGAAAUAUGAAGAAGCGCUAAUUGCACUUGAGAGUACUCUGGAACUUGUUAAUCAGGGCAAGAUGUCUGUCCUAAGGAAGCGAUUGAGCAAACUUAAAAAGAGAUUCUACGAUAGCAUGGUCCUCAACAGUAAGAGUGAUUUGGAUGCAGCAUCAAGUGUCUUAAAAGAAGCAGAGCAUCUGAAUACCUAUCUGGGCAGUUAUGUUGACAAUUGUGCAGGCCUGACUUGGUGGCCACCUGGUUUGGCAUCAAGUACCGAAGAUACUUGCAUCAAACAUGCAAUAUGUAUGGAGAAACACCAAGUGUCUCUUGAAAUUGCUGAAGUUGAAGCCAGAAUACUGAGAAAGGUCUCUGCAUGUGAUUAUCAAUCCCUAUUGCUGCCUCUCGUAAAGUCAUUUUUGAGGGCACGUUUUGAGGGAUGGAGCAAGAACAAUUCUACGAAGAAAUUUGCUGCUGCAGAACCUGCAUAGUCGAAAGAACAUGUGGCUUCGACAAACCAUGAGCUUAUUAGCUGGCUAUGAAUAUAAGCAAUACAUUUUGAAUGCACUAGCUGUUUUUCAUAUAUUACAGUCACUUUUCUCUUUGGAGGCUGCACCUUUUGUUGGACACGUGAGCUUAUUCAAAUUUACACCAACUAAAAGCGCCUAAUUGUUUACUUUAGUCUCA